This is a messenger RNA of Camelina sativa (false flax), 1489 nucleotides long. Its product is annotated as two-pore potassium channel 2-like. Gene Ontology annotation, cellular component: plasma membrane; plant-type vacuole membrane. Gene Ontology annotation, molecular function: potassium ion leak channel activity; outward rectifier potassium channel activity. Gene Ontology annotation, biological process: potassium ion transmembrane transport; stabilization of membrane potential. NCBI's taxonomy places the organism in Eukaryota, Viridiplantae, Streptophyta, Magnoliopsida, Brassicales, Brassicaceae. The record is from RefSeq and is a predicted model, not a curated record.
CUCAAUAAAAUAUGACAGACACAACUAUCCUAAUAUCGUGUCAAUCAGUUUUAUCAGAAAACUGUCUUAUUUAAAACCUCACCUUACAUACAAAGAUCACAGUAGUAUACUUUUAUGAACAAUUCUCAAGAAUAACACUGAAUAAGCAAAAGCCAAAUCAUAAUCCCGACAAAAGGUUCAACCUUUGGUGUUCAGACAGAUAAAAGCUUGUUCCUUUAUCAUCGGAAAACCACCCCGGUUUCUGAAAAUUUCUCAACUUUCCGGUUUCCCGGCGAAACCCCAGAUGGCAAACGACGGUAACGACGAUAACAACAAUGACCCAUUACGACAAUACUUGAUUAGCCCUAGACUCAACCAAGCACCGUCUCUGUUUCCUUUACCGGAGGAACACAACGACGUCACGAUUCCAAUGCCAUUGACUCCAUCGGAAUUCAAAAACCGGUUAAUCUUUGGUCCGUUCUCUCAAAACUCUUCUCCUUCAUCCUCUUCCUCAACCUCAUCUUCUAAUUCCAUAGACCUCCUUCUCCCACCUCCGGAGCUUAAUGUACCGGCCCGGAAACCAGAAUCGACCCACCAUCUCCACCGAUCUAAUACAGCUCCUGCUAUGGCUGCAAUCAACGAAAUAUCUCAUUCAAAUGAUCAGGCUGAAGUCAACGGUAUAUUUCAACCAAAAGAUCAGAGAACAGAGCAAUCUGAUUCGAAAUCAGUUGUUGUAAGACAAGCUGUUGCUUUGCUUGUUGCGUAUCUCUCUUUAGGUGUGCUUAUCUACUGGCUGAACCGAGAUAACUACAAUGUAAAUCCGCCUGAUCGUGUUAUUGAUGCUUUGUACUUUGGUGCUAUAACGAUGUGUGGAGUUUUGAUUAUGCGUUUUGUUGAGAAAACCGGGUGGUUCGAUUCGUUUUGUUUCUCGGUUAUGUUGGCUACUACAGUUGGGUAUGGUGAUCGAGCUUUUAGUACAUUGCUCGGUAGGUUUCUCGCUGGGAUUUGGUUGCUUGUGUCUACUUUAGCUGUUGCUCGAGCGUUUUUUUAUUUGGCUGAAGCAAGAGUUGAGAAGAGGAAAAGAGAGCGGGCCAAGAAAGUGCUUGGCCAAAGCAUGUCUAUCUCUGACUACCUUGCUGCAGAUAUCGACCAAAAUGGCUGCAUUAGUAAAGCAGAGUAUGUGAUAUACAAACUAAAGCAGAUGGAGAAAAUAACACAGGAGGACAUGUUACUGAUCUGUAACCAGUUUGACAAGUUUGACCGAACCAAUAAAGGAAGGAUCACUCUUGUUGAUCUCUUGGAUACUUCUGUUUAGUAACACGCAUUACAACAUGAUUGAAGAUGUCAAUGGAAAAAUCCGCGGUUUUCGCAGUUUGAAUUUUGUUUCUUGCUUGCCCUUUUCUUAUGGCAGAAAUUGUCACCUUCUCUCCUAAGAUCAUGAUGAUGAGAAUGAAGAAGGUUGCUUUUCGUGUUUCCUUUGGUUGACUUCGCUUUGAUGGCUAAGAUCAAA